CUCAACGUAGUGUUUGGAAAGUUGACGUGUGCGGCGAGCAGGUGAAAGCAAGAAAGAGUUUCAAGUGAAUUAAUUUGGCAGAAACUGAGUUAUUUUAUAAAAAUUGUUUUAUAGAAAUAAAAAGCAAAAUGUUGGACUUUAUGGAUGAUUUGAAGCGUAUGAAUAAGCGGCAGCUUAUGUAUCAAGUCUUGAAUUUUGGAAUGAUUGUGUCUUCCGCUCUUAUGAUAUGGAAAGGACUAAUGGUUGUGACAGGAAGUGAGAGUCCUAUUGUUGUAGUAUUAAGUGGAAGUAUGGAGCCAGCUUUUCAUAGAGGUGACCUUCUGUUUUUGACUAAUCACAGAGAUGAUCCAGUACGUGUGGGUGAUAUUGUAGUCUUUAAAGUUGAAGGCCGUGACAUACCUAUAGUUCAUAGAGUUCUUAAAAUCCAUGAAAAAUCAAAUGGCACAGUUAAAAUCCUGACGAAAGGUGAUAAUAAUUCUGUUGAUGAUCGAGGAUUAUAUGCACCAGGCCAACUGUGGCUGGAGAAGAAAGAUAUUGUUGGACGGGCUCGAGGGUUUGUACCUUAUGUUGGUAUAGUUACUAUAUUGAUGAAUGACUAUCCAAAAUUCAAAUAUGCUGUUCUAGGAUGUCUUGGGCUAUUUGUACUUAUUCAUCGAGAUUAAUGAAGACUGUCACUCAUUAUUGUUCGAGUCACCAUCGAAAAGUGGAUUUUUUUGAUUUCACCGUGAGAGAUGUUUUAUUUUUAUGAUAAUGACUUUUUUCCCAACUUGUUUCUUCAAUUGAGAAGUGUUUGUUUAAUAUGAAGCUACAGAAAAUUAGAAUGCUAAUUGAGAAAUUUAUGUUUUAUUAUAUUGAAAUGGAGCAAGAAAUUUUUCAUUCUGAGUUUGAUUUGCAUUUAUCUUUUUAUGCAGUAAUUGAGAUGCUUUAACAGUAUCAUGAAUAUUCAAUAAUUUUAAUACAAUUAUUAAAUGACAACUAACUUUCAUAUUACCUUUCAUUAAUAAUAUUUUUUAGCAUUAAAUAAAAAGGAGCAGUUACUCUGUUAAUCAAAGAGGUGUGACGAAUUGUGGUAUUAAAAAACCAAGUGUCUUUAGUUUUUUAUACUGUAUGUUUAAAUUAAGAUUUUACAUUGUAUUCUCUAAAUAUGAAUGGUAAAGCACAAAACACAUUACAUAUUCAAUUGCAUUUAUAAGGUGUUAAUUAUGCACAUUUGGGUAUUAUAUUGAACUUUUAAAUGUCAGCAAAUAAAUUUAUUGUGAAUUAGCAAGAAUGCUUUCAUGAAAGAUUAGUUAACUUUUGUGUGAGAAAUGAAUCUAAUUUGUAGAAAGGAUUUCAGCAUAUUACUUUGAUUGUAUGCAGCUGUCUAUGAUUUAUAUAACAUGCUAUGAAAACAUUUUUAGAAAAAGUUAGUAAUUCAUUAUGUUUUCUGUCAUGAAACUUUUAAAAUAAUUGGAUGCCAAAUUUUAUAGAUCAUUACUGCUUAAUAUAUUCUAUCUAUAUUGUUCAAAAUAAAUUAUUUCAAAAUAUUGAACUAGAAAUAACUAGGAACAUUUGCAGUUGCAGUUUUAUAGAUUCAGAUAAUGAUUAAUGAAUUUUUUAAAAAUAUUUAUUUAUAUUUUUAACCAUUACUAGAAUACUUCUGUGGGGUUGAAAUUUUUUGGCAGAAUGCUGUACUUAUAUCAGUGAUAUACAGAGAGUAUUAAGUGUAGACAUGCAUUUAAGGAUGUCAGGUGUACAAAUCUCACGUGAUCAGUAUGUAAUUUCCAUUAUUUACAUAUUUCAUUCCAUUUUAAAAUAUUGUGAUAUAUCAUUAGAAAAUGAAAUUAAAGAAUGAAAAUACACACACACACACACACACACACACACAUAUACAUAUAAAUUGGUUACUGAAAAGUAUUGUAAGCCAUACAUUUAUGAAUAUAUAAGAAGGUGCAAAAUUAGAAGGAAUUGAGAUUGUUAGUCAAAUGAAAAUGAGCCAAGAGGAUUAUAUUGAAGUGUUUCCUUUAUGUUGAAAUUGUAGGGAAAGCUAGUGUUCAAAAUGGUGCAGUCCAGAAACAUUAGUUAAUGUUAUAACCAUAUAUCAACUACAAGUCUAGCAGGUGAAUACAUUUUACACACAUGCACGAAAAGAUUAUCGAGCUGAACAUUUGACUGCAAGACAUGCUGGCUCAUUUUCAUUUGACUUGUCAUAAUGGAAAUAAAUCUUGUCUGCAUUUAGAAAGCAGUAUACCUAAUUUAGAUGUCUUUCUGAGCUGAUCAUUUCAAGAAACAUUUGAGCAAAACCAAAAUUUUGCUUUCAUUUGUUUCUAGUCAAAAGUUGAAACUCAAUUGACAGUGCGUUAAGUGAUUUUGUCUAUGAAAGGGGCUUAUUAUGUAUGGUAUUAGAAUGUUAUGUUGAAAGUGUGCAUUGCUGUGAAUAAUAAAAUUUUGUUAAAAACUGAG
Molecule: messenger RNA, 2442 nt
Organism: Stegodyphus dumicola
Lineage: Eukaryota; Metazoa; Arthropoda; Arachnida; Araneae; Eresidae
Gene: twr
Product: signal peptidase complex catalytic subunit SEC11 homolog C twr
Cellular component (GO): membrane; signal peptidase complex
Molecular function (GO): serine-type endopeptidase activity
Source: RefSeq, a predicted model, not a curated record